Messenger RNA from Coregonus sp. 'balchen', 1850 nucleotides. NCBI's taxonomy places the organism in Eukaryota, Metazoa, Chordata, Actinopteri, Salmoniformes, Salmonidae. The record is from the annotation of a GenBank genome assembly.
AUGGAGAGGUGUAGGAAGUGCGUGACACAGAGGAGGGGAGAGGUAAAAGAGGAAGACAAAGACGGCGAGGGAGAAGGGUAAAUAAGCGGGGAGGGAAAGAUGAAGACAGAUAGAGAGAGAGAGAGAGAGAGAGAGAGAGAGAGAGAGAGAGAGAGAGAGAGAGAGAGAGAGAGAGAGAGAGAGAGGAAUUGCUGGAGUGGGUGGCGUAUCUCUCCAUUUGGAUGAGGGAUUUUAAUUUUGUUCCGCUGUGGGGAUGAAGUGGUGUGAAUCAACGUUUCCUUUCUCAAUCGCCCACUCUUUCUACCUCUUAGAAUAGGAUGACGGUAGUCUGGUAACCCUAAUGAAGCAAAUGAUACAGCGAGAGAGUGAGGGAUGGCAUGCUAUCCAUAGAUUCCCAUUGCUGGAAAGCACUGGGAUGAAAUACGAUUCUCCACCCAUUGAGCAGGAGUAUUCAUCACAUUCAUUAACGUUUUUUCAACAAAUAUGACAUCGGGAACCAGACGUUUUUUAUUCCCAUAGAUUCACCCUCUCUUUGGGUGGUGUGUAUUAUUCCCUGUGUGUGUGUAUGUGUGUGUAUGUGUGCGUGCGUGUAUGAGUUAUACCUCAUCCUAACUCUCCUGUCUCCCUCUCUCUCCAGGCUGUGUGUGCAGUGGGAAUGUUUGAGCUGCAGAUCCGUCACUUCCAGAACCCCCAUGGUGUGCUGCAGAGUGGGGAGUGCUGUGACCUCGAGGACACAGGGGAGCAGCACUGCUCUCUCACGGACCAGUGUGACACCUUCUUCAGGGCCUGCCUCAAGGAAUACCAGGCCCGGGUCAUCCCCACUGGAGCCUGCACCUUCGGUGUGGGCAGCACCACCGUCCUGGGGGGCAACACCCAAUCCCUCCGUCAUCGAGGGCACGACAGAGGAGGAGCAGGUGAUGGCACUACAGGACACAUUGUCAUUCCCUUCAAAUACGCCUGGCCGGUGAGUACAGAAGUGUAGCUACAAUGUGGUUACCAUGGUAACAUGAUACAGUUCAAGUAGGUACACACUCACAGGGACCUGUGACAGUGUUGACACUAGCCCUUAGCGUUCAGUCAAGCGGCUUUGCUACUAUUUGCACAAACUAGUAGCAGUUUUCUACUUGUCUAAACAUGGGCAUUGGAUGCUGAGAUAAUGCUCUUUCUCUCCGUCCUCUCACUUCCUCUCUCUCCUCCUAAACUCUUCCCUGUUGUGUUGUUGCAUCAUUAAGGUCUCUGAUAUCGCUCCUCUCUGUCUGACUUCGUGUAUUGACUUUUCUGUGUCUGUAUCAGACAUGGAGUCCAGGCUGGUGGCUAUGACUCUUCAUUAAAGAGCAGGCCUAUUAAUCGCACAUUAGACUCAUCGAUAAUCCAAUUCUAUCUCUCUCCUCUUCAAUCAUCCACCCCCCUCUCCUGACCCAAACAAAACAGAAACAACAAAUAAAAGUGAAGAGGAAUUUUGAUGCCUUGAGGUUGAGUGGAGGACUUGAUGGGGGAUAGAAAAGCCCUCUGACCAAAAACUGUCCAAGUCAGUUGGUUCUGGCUCACAGAGUUUGUGUAUUGCUGCUGCUCACAAAUAUGUUGUUUUAUUUGCCUGUUACUAAGCCCUGAGAUGUUCGCUAGGGGGGUGAGGGAGGGCGGGCAGGCAUCUGGAGGGGGAUGAAAGCUUUUAGCUGGUGCAAGAGAGGGACACUAAUGUUCUCAAUGAGCAGAGUUCAUCCCUCCAUUUCCAUCCUUUUACUCCUUCCAUCCCUCCAUCAGCGCCCAUUAGAAGUAGUUCCCUGGCUUUUUACUGUAAUUACUGUCUGUUUGUUUCCGAGUCAUUUCGGGGCCAGAGCCACAGCGACUAG